Molecule: messenger RNA, 291 nt
Organism: Funneliformis geosporum
Lineage: Eukaryota; Fungi; Glomeromycota; Glomeromycetes; Glomerales; Glomeraceae
Source: the annotation of a GenBank genome assembly
UGUCUCAGCUUGAAGAAAUAUUAUAUAAAACAAUGCAAUAUGCUUAAGGGCGUAUAUGAGAAAGCAAUUUCUACCAAUGAAGCUGCAGCUCGCAUUGAAAAUGCCAUCAACAAGUCUAUAAAGGAAUAUAAAUCAUCUGGAGAGAAAAAUGAUAUUGACUGCAAUGACGAAGUUGUUAAAGGGUCCGCUAAAAAGAAAUUAUCCUGGUAUACUACUACAUUGAUUAAGUCAUCUCUAAGUGAUGAGCAUCCAGAUGAGAUUAAAAAAAUCAAAAGUAAUAAGAAUGGAUAG